AUGCCCGCCGACCUCAGCAGCACCUGGAACCUGCUCAGCAGCGACAACGUCGAGGGCUACGUGCUGGCCCUAGAUAUUGACUUUGCCACUCGUAAGAUAGCCAAGCUGCUGAAGCCACAGAAAGUGACUGAGCAGAAUGGGGAUUCUUUUACCAUCCACAUGACCAGCAGCUUCAGGAACUACCUUGUGACAUUUAAAGUUGGAGAAGAAUUUGAUGAGGACAAUAAAGGCCUGGAUAAUAGGAAAUGCAAGAGCUUGGUCACCUGGGACGAUGACCAACUCACCUAUGUGCAGAAGGGGGAAAAGAACAGAGGCUGGAUUCAUUGGAUUGAAGGAGACCAACUCCACCUGGAAAUGUUCUGUGAAGGCCAAGUGUGCAAACAGGCAUUCCAGAGAGCUUGGUCUGUAUCCAACUGGAGUCUACGUGUGGCAGCAGCUUAA
Molecule: messenger RNA, 441 nt
Organism: Hippopotamus amphibius kiboko
Lineage: Eukaryota; Metazoa; Chordata; Mammalia; Artiodactyla; Hippopotamidae
Product: retinoid-binding protein 7-like
Exons: 1
Coding region: 1-441 (146 amino acids)
Biological process (GO): fatty acid transport
Cellular component (GO): cytosol; nucleus
Molecular function (GO): fatty acid binding
Source: RefSeq, a predicted model, not a curated record